GUUGGUCUUAAGGCGGGCGAGCGGGCGUUUUGUGUUGCAUUUUUGUUGACGCGAGUGGCCGGUGUCGGUGCUGGCUGUCUUGAGCCGGCUUUUUGUGAACACAUGUCCUAGCGCUACUGCAGGCUGCACGCGAUCGCAAGUGCGAGGAAGACGGCAAUACGCUCACGUGUGGAUCACCUACAUUUAUACACAAUUAUAUAGCACACUAAAAUAUUGAGCACAAAAAAUCUGGCAAUUUUGAUCCUAGCAACGCAUUCAUAAUUUUACCGCAGGGUCAAGAACACGCCGGCGCUGCUUUUUCGGCCGAUUUUUUUUAAAUGUUUAUUCGCGGGGCGCACGUGCAUUUUUUUAAUAAUCUUGGCAAUCGAGCCCUGGACUGUUGCCUAAGUUGCCUUUUGGACGUGUUGUGACGUUGGUGUUACCAUAAUAAUGUGAUAUAUUUUUAGUGACAAUUAGAUAGGAACAAACUGUGAUUUUUAUGGUGAUAUUGUUGGUGAUUGUGAAGAUUUUUGGAUUGUGACAGACGUAACGGAGGAUCUCGAAAAAUUCCAUGACAAGGAUAACAAGCGGGUCGAUAGACAUACACCGUAUAUUUUUAUAAGAUAGUGCCAAAUAAUACGAGUUUAUAUAUUUAGAUAGAAAUUUUAAAUCGAUCAAGAUGAUGGAAGGCAGGACAAUCGAUUACAGGCCGGACGGUGGUGGCCUGGAUUAUCACAAUUCACCUUUAAUGGCAGAAAUUCCUAUAGACAAUUACUCGCACAUACACAGGAGUAUAGAGCACCUCAGAUCUAUAGGUGUACCACCUCCGCUUGAUCAUCAUAGGCAUCUGUCAGCGAAUAUAACUGACCUGCGGAGGUAUGAACAUCCUGAUGAGAUACCUGAAAUAAAGCCGUCCGUAUUAAGGUUAUCUGAAUUCAAGAGUGGAUUACACGAUAUCAGAGUGAACAACGAUCAAGAGAAUGACAUCCAAAGACAGAUGACGCCGCACGACGAUGGACCGAAGGGAUACAGCGCGCCAUCGACGCCACUGUCGGAGAAUGGGGGGCAGAGCGUUCAGGAAGAGAAGGUGUUCGGUUCAAAAGCGGAUCUGCAGCUGCAUACACAGAUCCACCUUCGGGAGGCGAAGCCCUACCGCUGCACCCAGUGCCCGAAGGCCUUCGCCAACUCCUCGUACCUGGCGCAGCACUCCCGCAUCCACCUCGGCAUCAAGCCCUAUCGCUGCGAGAUCUGCCAGCGCAAGUUCACCCAACUGUCGCAUCUCCAACAGCAUAUCCGCACCCACACCGGAGACAAGCCGUACAGGUGCACUCAGAUCGGAUGCACAAAGGCCUUCUCCCAACUCUCCAACCUCCAAAGCCACAGCCGCUGUCACCAAACUGACAAGCCAUUCAAGUGCAACUCUUGCUACAAAUGCUUCACGCAUGAGAAGGAUCUGCUGGAACACAUCCCGAAACACAAGGAGUCGAAGCAUUUGAAGACGCACAUCUGCCAGUACUGCGGCAAGAGUUACACGCAGGAGACGUAUCUGAGCAAGCACAUGAAUAAGCACGCGGAGAGGGCUGACAAGCGGCCGCCGAUUUCAGCGCUGGGACUUAGCGGCUUGAAUCGCUCGUUAGCAGCUGCCGCGCCCACAGCGGCGCCGUUCGCUGAGCAUCCUUACUGGCCGAAAGUGAGCCCGGAUUCGGCGGCUCACAUGUCUGACGACGGCGGCUACCACCAGCAGCGCGAAAGCGAUGACCACCACGAGCAGCAGCUGCAGCAGCAGCGAGCGUUGUUCUCGCAGCACGAGAGCCAGGACGACCGCAUCCACAGCACGCCGGUCUCGUCGGCCGCCAACUCGGCCUUCACCCCCAUCAACUCCAUGGCCCCGCAUCUGAACGGCCUGUCGCACCACAGCGCGCUGCCGACCCGGCCCUACCUGUACGACCCCCUCCACUUCCAGCAGGGCAAGCAGCAGCCCAACUCCUUCCCCAACCAGCUGAUCUCCCUCCACCAGAUCAGGAACUACGCUCACCAGCCCUCGGCCCUCCUGCCCGCCGAGCAUAUCCUCCCCCACGCGCUAUCCCACAAAGACAAACAGUAAACCCUUGCCGACCUAGAUACGCCUACUUUAAUACGAUGGUAUUACUAGCAUAUAAAUAACGAAAUAUUAUAAAAUAUUUAGAAUCUCGCUCUCGAAGACAGUGGUAUUAAUGUAUGAAAUACGAAAUUGGUUUUAUCGUUAGUGAAACAAAUUCAUGUUUUUAGACUUAAUCGUGUAUGAAUACUCUGAAUUUUGUGAGUAGAUGAUACUGGUUAUUCUGAAUUUAUUGGUCGUUUUACAGAUUGUAGAUUAGUUCUCGUCAAAGCAGGCUUC
Ostrinia nubilalis (European corn borer) is the source of this 2356-nucleotide messenger RNA. Its product is annotated as zinc finger protein rotund-like. Lineage: Eukaryota; Metazoa; Arthropoda; Insecta; Lepidoptera; Crambidae. Gene Ontology annotation, cellular component: transcription regulator complex; nucleus; chromatin. The transcript has 3 exons. Bases 659 to 2083 code for a protein of 474 amino acids. The record is from RefSeq and is a predicted model, not a curated record. Gene Ontology annotation, biological process: regulation of transcription by RNA polymerase II. Gene Ontology annotation, molecular function: RNA polymerase II cis-regulatory region sequence-specific DNA binding; DNA-binding transcription factor activity, RNA polymerase II-specific.